Molecule: messenger RNA, 4567 nt
Organism: Peromyscus californicus insignis
Lineage: Eukaryota; Metazoa; Chordata; Mammalia; Rodentia; Cricetidae
Gene: Frrs1
Product: ferric chelate reductase 1
Exons: 15
Coding region: 43-1821 (592 amino acids)
Molecular function (GO): oxidoreductase activity, acting on metal ions
Source: RefSeq, a predicted model, not a curated record
UAGUCUGAUGAUAUCCGCAGGUGACGUGUUCUUCAUCUGGAGAUGGCGGCCCCCGAGUUUCCCGUGAGUGCCCUCCUGUUUGCAUUGCUCCUUUGUUCCGUGGCUAGUUACCCCAACGGAAAAGUCACCAUGUCCUGCGGGGGGAUGACCCCCCAACACGGCCACAGCCCACAGUCUGAGCCUGUUCACCAAAUCACAGUGAGUCAGAUGAAGUUCAAACCCGGAGACCAGAUUCAAGUUACUGUAUCAGGGCCGCCAUUUAGAGGCUUUCUCUUAGAAGCUCGUGAUGCCGAGGAUUUGAGUGGUCCUCCUCUUGGCUCCUUUACAUUGAUUGACAGUGAAUUGUCGCAGCUUCUGACUUGUGAAGAUGUACAGGGUUUCGCUGUGAGUCAUACGAGUUCAUCCAAGAAGACAGAAAUUAAAGUAUACUGGAACGCCCCAAGCAGUGCCCCAAAUCACAUACGAUUUCUAGCCACAGUUGUUGAGAAGUAUAAGAUCUACUGGGUGAAGAUUCCCAGUCAUGUUAUUUCACAACCAAAUGCUCCUCCCUUUACGACGCCUGAAGCUACAGCCCAACCGUUGACAACAUCACCUUCUGUCGCCCACUUAACCAAGCCAUUCAGUGCCUCCGAGUGUGGGGACACGAAGUUCUGUGUCAGGAGUCCUUCGAACUGUGAUCCACAGACCGAGCCUGCCUGCGUCUUCUUGUCCUUCACCAGAGAUGACCAGUCGGUGGCGGUCGAAAUGAGUGGUCCCAGUGAAGGCUACCUGUCCUUUGCAUUCUCUCGUGACCGCUGGAUGGGUGAUGACGAUGCUUACUUGUGCAUUCGUGGAGACCAGACAGUGUAUAUACAGCCUUCCUAUUUGACAGGGCGAAGUUAUCCUGUGAUGGGCUCCAGGGGGACUCUCAAGGAUAUGGCCUGGAGGCUGGCGGAUGGCGUCAUACAGUGUUCAUUCAGAAGAAACAUCACCCUGCCUGGGGUUAGGAACAGAUUCGUGUUAAACGAAAGCUACUACAUCUUCCUAGCAGCAGGUGCUGCCCACGACGGCCGAAUUUUUAGGCACUCUCAGCAACCUUUGAUAACGUACGAAAAAUACGAUGUGACAGGCACGCCAAAGAACGUAGGGGGGUCCCACUCAUCACCCCUUUUAAAGGCUCAUGGUGCCUUAAUGUUUGUGGCAUGGAUGACCACAGUUAGCAUAGGAGUGCUGGUUGCCCGGUUCUUCAGAUCUGUGUGGUCCAAAGCUUUCUUCCUCGGUGAAGCAGCUUGGUUUCAGGUGCAUCGGAUGCUCAUGCUUGCGACAUCUGUGCUCACCUGCAUUGCCUUUGUUCUUCCUUUUGUGUACAGAGGAGGCUGGAGUCGGCGCGCAGGCUACCACCCGUACCUCGGCUGUACGGUGAUGACUUUAGCUGUCCUUCAGCCUCUGCUGGCCACCUUCAGACCAUCUUUACAUGACCCGAGGAGGCAAGUGUUUAACUGGACUCACUGGAGUGUGGGGACAGCUGCUAGAAUAAUAGCAGUGGCAGCCAUGUUCCUAGGAAUGGAUUUACCAGGACUGAAUCUCCCCAGUCCACAGAAGACCUAUGCCAUGAUGGGGUUUGUGGUCUGGCACAUCGGGACGGAGGUGCUUCUGGAGAUCCAUGCUUAUCGGCUCUCUCGAAAAGUUGAAAUAUUGGAUGAUGAUAGAAUUCAGAUCCUUCAGUCACUAACUGUUGCUGAAGCAGAGGGCCAUGUUUUUAAGAAGGCGGUGUUGGUGAUUUACAUAUGUGGGAAUCUGACUUUCCUCAUGAUAUUCUUAUCUGCAAUCAACCAAGUAUGAGCAAGCAAAGACUGUUUUUUUGUGGGCCUGGGUCAUAAUCAUCAAAACAAGGAGACCCGGAGCUUGUCCUGACUGCCAGGAAUAUGUUUUAAUUCGGAAGACUCAUGGGCAUUUCUAAAGAGGAAUUCUGAAGUCUGGUUUAUCCAGAUUAUAUUCAGCCAGGCCAUACCAGCCUGUGCACUGAUGUCAAUCAAGCCUUUGUGUGUUACUGCAUCUUAAAAGGAACAUUGUACUUCAGAUGACGGGACUCUCAACAUCCCAUGCCAUAUUUAAAACAGUUAACUAGAAUGAUUAACAAAUGAAGAGAAUUACCUCAGGCAAAGGAUAAAUGGAGAUUGUAUCUUUGGGAAUGGGACAGAUUUUGUGUAGCCCAGGCUGGCCUCCAACUGCUGUGUAACCAAGGAUAACCCUGAACCUAUCUUCCUGCCUCUGCUUCUGGAUGGUGGGAUUACAGGUGUGUGCCACUCUAUCUGGUUUUAAAGGGACUGUAAUUUUCAUGAUGCUGCUGCUGUGGGAACUUUAAAGAAAACAUUUAUGUUGACUAGUUUAUUUAGAGAUCUUAGAUUUUAAAAAAUUCUUACUACAUUUUGAUGUUUUUAUGAACACACACACACACACACACACACACACACACACACACACACACACUCCAAACAAAGAAAAUCUACAAGAAAAAAACCCCAUGUUUUCAGUCCUGAGUUUGGGACACGUUCUUUGCUGUGUGUGUUGCAUUAUUUCUGGUACAUUUUGUUAACAUUUAACUAUAUUGUGAAUAUUACGUUUUCUUUGUUAGCAGUGAAAUGCAGUAGGCAUCUUCUGCUUAGAGAUAUCCUUUAUUUUUUUCAUCUAUGGAGCUGAAACGACAUUUUGUUUUGUUUCAGCUCUAAGAUGAGUCCUUCCUUAUAGGAGAGAGAGAUCAAAGCCAUGAAUUCCACAUUUGCUAAAACUCACCCUUGUGAGCGUGUCCAACCGGUGCUCUCAUGUCUUGUGAGGAUAAAAUAACAUGGACGUGUUCCUUUGGAACAUCCCUGGUGCUCUAGUAACUCAACGCAGCCAGUGAGUGAUAUUUUCCUCUCUACUUAUCAUUUCUAUCUCGAUGUUUGCUAUGAGGGCUUACAGCCAGUGGGUGGCGCUGUAACACCGGAGGACUCAUCUGUUCACCUUAAUUUUUUUUUUUAAAUGGGGCUAUUUUCUUAUACUCUAUGGCUCUUAAUUUUUUUUUUUCCUUUUUGGGUUGGGGUAGUAGGUUCUAUAAACUUAAAUUAGUGACUGGUGCUACUACAUUAUGACAAUUUAAAAGAAAAUAAUUUAUACCGACUGAUAUUUUCUUUUAUAUUCCUCCAACCCUGUAGCAAAUGAAGAUAAUUUUCUUAGGCAAAGGAGACAAACAAAAUUGGAUAUUUAAAAAAUAAAAGAAUUGGGAGGAGAUAUAUUUUAUUUCUUUGAAUAUUCUUUCCGAUUAUGAUAUAGUUUCUGCUUGGCCCCAGAACCCUAUUUCUAUCUCUGAGUAAUGACUUCAGCAUCAUGUUUUUAUUUCUAACAAAUAAAGUGAAAUUUUCCUUUUAUUUUUUUUAAGUAGCUUAGGGUUCAGAUAGGCAUUUCCUAUGUUCAUGUUCAAUGGGUUCCGUGGUAUAGUUUACACUAUCCUGUGAGAAUGUUUUUAUUUUAAAAGGAAAAGGGCUGGAGAUGUGGCUCAGUCGUGUGGGGCUUGAGUAGCAUUCAUGAGACCCUGGCCCUCGUACUAGCAUUGGAGAAACAAGACAUUCUGAGUAACAAUGUAAAUCUACAUGAAGACAUUUUCUUUCGGUUUUCCAUUCUGAGCUGCUGAAGGCCAAAACAUCUCUCUUAAUAAGUCAUGUUCAAUACCUGACAAGAAAAGAUUCUUUUCAGGAAAAGGUGGAAUUUACCUGGGUUCUGUUUCCAGAUAGGUGAACUUGCUGGAUUUCUAGUGCUGAGACCAAUAUUAUAAUGUAUUCUUUGAAAAGAAAUAUUUUUAUCAAUUCUUUAAGGAUUUCACAUAGUGUAUUUUGAUCAUAUUCCCCUCAGCUCCUCUCAGAUCGGCCACGACUUCCCUACUUCCAGACUGCAUCUUUAUAUAUGUAUUAUAUGAUUCUGCUCUAGUUUGUGCGAUCUAUACACUUCUGGGUUGGGGGCCACCCACUGGGCAGCAAGGUCGAUUUAUCACAAGCCACACUCUUAAAGAAAACGGACUCACUCCCACCAGAAGCCUGUCCAUAGGUCCUCAGGGAUGGGGCGCAUGGACCUCUUCCAGCUCCACGCUAGAGCGCGGACUGGCUUGAUCUUGUGCGGUUUUGUGCAGGCAGCUACAGUGGCCCUGAGUUCAGGAGUGGAGUGGUCCUGUCAACUCCUGAAGACACAGUUUUCACCGUUUCCUUCUUCCCCAGCCUCUGGCUCUUACAGUCUUGGUGCCUCUUCCUCUGAGAUGGUCCCCGAGCCUUGGGAGGGGGGUGCCAUAGUGGGUCCCACUUAUGGCUGAGCACGUCAGACACUUAUUCUCUGCACUUUGACCAGCUGUGAGUUUCUGCAUGGCACAUUCCUUUUUACAGAUGGAUGCUUGCUCUGGUUUGUUCCUCUGUUGACUUGUGCAAGGAAAUCUGUGCCGCUUAAUCCUAGUAUGCCUGUUGUUUCCCUGAGGAGCACAUUACGACCCUUCGGCUCCCUGUGCUUACACUGUCUCCACAAAUGACAAACGCUGCUUCUUACCCCUCAGUUUCUGUAAUAAACA